AUGCGGUUUCUUCAAACCCUGGCGACCUCGCUGCUGCUCAGCGGCAGCGCCAUAUGCGUGACGGCGAAUGGCGCGCCGGCCCACAAGAUUUCGCCCAAGAUUUUCAUUGUCUCCAUGUUCGAACCGGAGGCCGCGGCGUGGUGGAAUAUCCCCGAUUUCAACGUCCGGGCUCACAACAUCACCGUCCCCGGCCUGUCGCCCAUCUACCCGGACGUUUAUUGCACCGAAGACUACGCCAUCUGCCAAUUGAUUACCGGUGAAUCGGAGAUUAAUGCUGCCAUAACCGUCAACGCGGUGGCCUUCUCGCCGCAGUUCAACCUCACGCAAACAUACUUCUUCAUUGCGGGCAUUGCCGGUGUUAACCCUAAGCGAGCGACCACCGGCUCUGUGAUCUUUUCGCGGUACGCGGUACAGGUCGCACUCCAGUAUGAGAUUGACUCCCGAGAGCUGCCCAAGAACUAUUCGACGGAUUACAUUCCCCUGGGCUCCGACUUUCCCAACAAGUAUCCGACCAAUAUUUAUGGCACUGAAGUGUUUGAGGUGAACGCUGAUCUGCGCACCAUGGCCGCCAAGUUUGCUCUGAAAGCGAACCUCUCUGACUCGGCCACCGCCAAAGCCUAUCGUGCCCACUAUGCGACGCGAGAUGGAGAAUAUAACGCGGCCACUCUGUCCCCGGGUGUCGUGGAAUGUGAUGUCGCGACAUCGGACGUGUACUACAGCGGCAAUCUUCUAGGGUCGACCUUUGACAACACAACCAAGCUCCUGACAAAUGGGACCGGCAAAUAUUGUGCCAGUGCCCAGGAAGAUAAUGCCACCCUGGAGGCCCUGCUGCGAUCAUCGGCUCGCAACCUGACCGAUUUCUCCCGUAUUAUUAUCAUGCGCACAGCAUCGGACUUUGACCGGCCCUAUCCUGGCUCCUCGGCGGCCUACAACCUGUUUGAGGCCGACCAAGGUGCCUUUGAGCCAGCGAUUAAGAAUAUCUACAAGGCCGGUAUUCGCGUGGUCCAAGGAAUUCUGCAUGGCUGGAAAGAUACCUUUGCUAAGGGUGUCAAGCCGCACAACUACGUUGGUGAUAUUUUCGGUACCCUGGGUGGCCAUCCUGACUUUGGGCCGGGCCGGAAGCAAGCUCUCGAGGAAAGCAGCGCACUGAAGAAAAGGAAUGCCAACAGCCGCCUGGGACGACGUCGUUGA
This is a messenger RNA of Penicillium alfredii, 1191 nucleotides long. Its product is annotated as purine-nucleoside phosphorylase. Lineage: Eukaryota; Fungi; Ascomycota; Eurotiomycetes; Eurotiales; Aspergillaceae. The coding region runs from base 1 to 1191 and encodes 396 amino acids. The transcript is spliced from 2 exons. The record is from RefSeq and is a predicted model, not a curated record. Gene Ontology annotation, molecular function: catalytic activity. Gene Ontology annotation, cellular component: endoplasmic reticulum. Gene Ontology annotation, biological process: nucleoside metabolic process; transmembrane transport.